AUGGGACACACCCAAGAUGUUGGAAGAACAUUUCUGCAUAGGAACGAGAGGGCAGAGUUGGCAGGACGGCUGUCACAGGGUGUUGCUGUUGGACGAGUUUUACAAGAUGUCCGAAGUGCACCAAUCGCUGCAAGUGUGGAGAGAAUCCAUCUCCUUGAGAAAAAAGAUUUGCAUAAUAUAAAAAGGGAUUUUGAUAUUGGUUAUGCAACGAAGAAGCAUGAAAAUGAUGCAGUGAGUGUGAAAUUGUGGGUUGAAGAAAUGAAGAGACAAAGUGACAACCCAGUACUGUAUUUCAAGCAGCAAAAACAAGUGGAUCCUAAUUUUCAAGAUGAAGACUUCUAA
Schistocerca cancellata (South American locust) is the source of this 342-nucleotide messenger RNA. RefSeq lists its product as uncharacterized. The transcript has 2 exons. The record is from RefSeq and is a predicted model, not a curated record. Bases 1 to 342 code for a protein of 113 amino acids. Lineage: Eukaryota; Metazoa; Arthropoda; Insecta; Orthoptera; Acrididae.